ACAGCUACCGGGCGUCAAGGUUAGCCCAUCAGUAUGCGUUUGCGUUUAUCUUGAUGCCGAACAAAUUUUUAUUAUGCUGUCACGAUGCUGUCUGCUGGUGGUUCUGUUAUUGAUCAUCCAGGAUGAACUGGACGCCAAGGAGAAAAACAAAAGCGGUAAACAACGGCCCCGCAACCGGCCGUCCAAGACGAGCGUGGCUGAAGUGCAAGACGGCAAAGAUGUUGAGCAACAGGUGGACAAGGUGCCUCAGAUUAAUCAGCCCGUCACGGCUGCCCCGGCUAAGUCCAAGAAGGGAUCCCGCCGUAAACGCAAGGGUCACCCCAAGCGCAAGAUCAAAAGACCCCCUACGGGAUCUAUCGUUAACGGCGUGCUUAAGCAGUCCAAGGAAAUGGUAAAAAGCUUGGCAAGGGGAGGCGUCAACGUGAUGCAGAAUGGUGUCAACACCUACAGCGGCAUCACCAAUGGUGUUUUUAACAUAGCCAAAAAAGGGUCUAACGUUCAUAGAAACAUGCAGAACAGAUUGAACUUGCCUUUGGUAAAAACCGUCGGCAAUUCCGUCGCAGAUAUCGUUGACUCAGGCCUGAACACUAUGUCUGAAGCAAACGAAUUGGGUGUGCUGGCCACCAAUAUAGGAGUCCAAAGGGUUCGCUCUAGACUUGACAAUACAAAUGGCAACCAGGAAAUAUUGAAAAUGCUACUGCAAUACGCCGGGUCGAAAGUGAGUAAAUACAAUAAGGGUGGCGUCAACGCCACAUUCACGGACGACAUCAAUACUAUUGCAAAUUUCAUUGCCAAGGACGACGAGGUAGCCGAACUCAUAUCACGGUUAAUGAGUAAGAUUAUGGCCAACGAGGAUGUAGUCACCAGUAUGAUUAGGAUGAUUAUCAGUGUAAUGGGGGAUAGCGAAUCAAUGGGCUGCAUAUUAGACAGAUUACCGUUAUCCGACAAAGACAUGCGUAUGGUGUUUGAUAUGAUGACCGGCCCGGAGGGACAAGCUACAUUGAGUACCGCAGCCACUAUAGUCACAGAGUUAACUGGUCCGGAUUCGCAGGCUUUCAUGGCAUCGGCAAUGGACAUAGCUUCAAUGGUUCAAGGUGGAGCAGCAGCUUUUUCACCGUCGUCAAUGUUUAGUUCCAUUUCGGGAUACUUCUCAGGGUCUUCGAAAAAUGAUGAUCCGAACAUCCCUGAUUUGAAAAAAGCAGAUGGGGCCGACGGUAAGAAAGACCGUAAAGAUGUUCACUACGAUCCCACUGCUAUUGUACCUGUGGCAAGUGAAAAAGUACAACAUCUUGAAAAUGACAUCGGUGGGUGGUUCGAUUAAUAGGUAUUAAUAUUUAGACCAUAAUAUCCAUUUUAUAAAAUAUAUUUUACAUGUGAAAUUUUUACACCGAUUUUAUCGCUCGGAAAUACCAAAUAUACGGAUUACGGGUAUAACAUUUUUAUAAAUUGCGUUUAAAUGAUAUUGGAAGAUAUUAUAAUUAAAUUAUGUUAUACAUUACAGAAUAAAAUAUUAAAUUUAAUCAAUACUUCAAAUGUUAAUUUAAUAAA
Adelges cooleyi (spruce gall adelgid) is the source of this 1548-nucleotide messenger RNA. RefSeq lists its product as uncharacterized. The record is from RefSeq and is a predicted model, not a curated record. NCBI's taxonomy places the organism in Eukaryota, Metazoa, Arthropoda, Insecta, Hemiptera, Adelgidae. The transcript has 5 exons. Bases 74 to 1321 code for a protein of 415 amino acids.